Sitophilus oryzae (rice weevil) is the source of this 1213-nucleotide messenger RNA. Its product is annotated as beta-1,4-galactosyltransferase 7. The transcript has 4 exons. Gene Ontology annotation, biological process: carbohydrate metabolic process; proteoglycan biosynthetic process. Gene Ontology annotation, molecular function: xylosylprotein 4-beta-galactosyltransferase activity. The record is from RefSeq and is a predicted model, not a curated record. NCBI's taxonomy places the organism in Eukaryota, Metazoa, Arthropoda, Insecta, Coleoptera, Curculionidae. Bases 140 to 1048 code for a protein of 302 amino acids.
UAUCUUUUUAUACUGACUUAACUUGACAAAGUUAGGUUAGAAAAAUAAAAAUAAAUAUUUUUCCUUAAAUUACGAAAAUAAAGCAGAAAAAUGAGAAAUAUAAAACAAUAAUGUCGAAUAUUAUAAUAAAAUAUUCAGUAUGCGUCACACAAGAGGAAAACCGAUAUGUUUUUCCUUCAACACAUUCUUAGUUUUAGUAGUUUUUGUUAUUUUAAUGUUUUUUACAACUGUUUACUUAAGUUAUAGACUGCUUAUUAAAGAACAAUGCAACUAUUCCAGUUAUGACAUAACUAGAUAUCAAAUAGCCCAAACGAGAACUAGUAGGUUAACUUCGAAGCACAGAUUAGCUGUGAUAGUACCCUUUAGGAACCGUUUCGAAGAGCUUCUACAGUUCGCACCUUACAUGCAUAAGUUUUUAACCAACCAGAGAGUAGAUCAUCACAUAUUUUUAAUCAACCAAAUGGACUUGUUUAGAUUUAACCGAGCUUCUUUAAUUAAUGUAGGGUUUUUAUAUACGAGACAAGAGUUUGACUAUAUUGCCAUGCAUGACGUAGAUCUCCUACCGUUGAAUAAUGAACUGAGAUACGAUUAUCCUAGUCAGCCUUUUCAUAUAGCAGCUCCGGAGUUGCAUCCUAGGUACCAUUAUCAAAAGUUUAUCGGUGGAAUUCUGUUGAUCAAUAGGGAACAUUACGAGUUAGUGAAUGGCCUGUCAAAUAGGUAUUGGGGCUGGGGAUUGGAAGAUGACGAGUUUUAUGUUAGAAUUAAAAAUGCACAUUUGAAUAUAACAAGACCUAAUAAUAUUUCAACAAAUGUUACAAAUACUUUCAGGCAUAUUCACGGUAAAAAUAGAAAAAGAGAUACAACAAAAUGUUACAAUCAGAGAGAAUCGACUAGGAAGAGAGACAGACAAACCGGAUUGCACGAUGUUAGGUAUAAGAUUAUAUCUAGUAAUAAUCUUGUGAUUGAUGAUGCUCCUCUCACUGUAGUCAACGUACAGCUUUUCUGUGAUCGAAACAGCACACCCUGGUGUGACUGUGAUGUGAAAUGACUUUUUUUUACAGUAUUUAGGCUUAUUUUACUUUGAUUGUUUUAAGUACAGAGGGGGUAUGGAAGUUUUAAAUUUUUUUUUAUUGAAUUUUAUACUUGAAUCUAAUUGUAUGAUGAUCUAUUCAAACUUUAGUCACAAAAGUGCCAAAUUAGAGAUAUACUUUGA